Molecule: messenger RNA, 2012 nt
Organism: Felis catus (domestic cat)
Lineage: Eukaryota; Metazoa; Chordata; Mammalia; Carnivora; Felidae
Gene: ENDOV
Product: endonuclease V
Exons: 9
Coding region: 103-1044 (313 amino acids)
Biological process (GO): DNA repair
Cellular component (GO): cytoplasm; nucleolus
Molecular function (GO): single-stranded RNA binding; RNA endonuclease activity producing 5'-phosphomonoesters, hydrolytic mechanism
Source: RefSeq, a predicted model, not a curated record
AAGCGCCAAGGCCACGAAAGCAGCAGGGCGCCUGCGCGCGAGUAGCCGGAAGUGACGCCACUAGGAAGGGACGCCACCGGAAGGGGCGUUUGGGGCCGAGCCAUGGCUAGGGAGGCGGCGGAGCUGCCUCCGAAGGAGACCCUGUCGCUCUGGAUAAGGGAGCAAGCCCAGCUGAAGGCGCUCGUGGUGGACCGGGACACGGAGGCGUGGCAGCGGGACCCCGGCUUCUCGGGGCUGCAGAGGGUCGGGGGCGUGGACGUGUCCUUUGUGAAGGGAGACAGUGUCAGCGCCUGUGCCUCGCUGGUGGUGCUCAGCUACCCUGAGCUCGAGGUGGUGUAUGAGGACUGCCGCAUGGUUAGCCUGAAGGCUCCCUACGUGUCGGGCUUCCUGGCCUUCCGAGAGGUGCCCUUUCUGGUGGCUGCGGUGCGGCGGCUGCGGGAGAAGGAGCCCGGCCUCGUGCCCCAGGUACUCCUUGUGGAUGGAAAUGGGCUUCUCCACCACCGAGGCUUCGGGGUGGCCUGUCACCUCGGCGUCCUCACGGACCUGCCCUGCAUCGGGGUGGCCAAGAAACUCCUGCAGGUCGAUGGCCUGGAGAACAACACCCAGCACAAGGAGAAGAUAGGACUCCUGCGGGCUGGAGGAGACUCGUUUCCUCUGACGGGGGGCUCUGGGACCGUGCUGGGCAUGGCCCUGAGGAGCCACGACCACAGCACCAAGCCGCUCUAUGUCUCUGUGGGCCACAAGAUCAGCCUGGAGGCGGCCGUGCGCCUGACCCGAGGCUGCUGCAGGUUUCGGAUCCCGGAGCCCGUGCGCCAGGCUGACAUCCGUUCUCGAGACUACAUCCGCAGGACCCUGGGAGCCCCCACGCCCCCCGCACCAGGGCAGGACAGGAGCCAGAAGGUACAGAGGCCAAAGGGAGGCUCGGAAGAGCUCCAAGAUGAGGGCAGGCCCCCCGAGGCCCACGGCCAAGGUCCCGAGACAGCAGAAAGCCCCAGACCCACGCGCCCAGCGGCGGCGAGCGUGGAGCCGAGCUGCGCGCAGUGAAACCCUCCAGCCGCCCGGCCUCCCACUCCGCCUGGAUGGUCACGGGGCCGUGGUGCCCACGGCAGCUGGUGGAGGUCCCAGGCUGCAGGACACGCUGGCCGCACCGCCCACAGGGACGGCCACGGGCCCGGCCACCGCCUGCCCCGUGGUCUGGGUCUCGAGGCUACAGGAGCUCGGCCGAAGACAGAUGUCACGCGGCAGAGCGCCAGACCCGGAAGGAGCGUGACGUUGCUUUCCCAGGGGCACAGGAAGGACGUUCAGGGUUCGUGGGGUUCGGGGCAUCUUUGUUUUUUUUCUCUAAAAGCACCCCAGGGGGCUUAAGACUGCCCGACUGCACGUGCAUUCGUGGCCUCUCGUCCAGCUGCUCCUUCAAGUGCACACGCCGUUGCUUUUUUGCCUUCGCGAUUUUAUUUUCCGGCGUUGGUUUUCACACCAGCGCUUCCCUCGUCUCUCAGGCGGCCGCUGAGUUGCCUCUGCCCUGACCCGAGAGGGUGCGAGCUAGGGCGGCCGGGCCCUCUGCUCGCGGCUGCCCCGCCCAUCUGCCAGCCGGCCUGCUGCAGGCACACGAGGGGACCAGGGGGCACGCGGGGUGGUCAGGUACCCGAUGGGACGGGUGCUGGUGGCCGAGGGGUGGGGCGUCGGGCCCCGCUGCCCUGGCUGGGGCUGUGAGGGCAGGCGGCCCCGUCUGGGAAGCCGGUUGAGCACGUCCCCACCCCAACUGCAGUGCUGUUAGCCUGCCCUCACUGCUACCCGCCUGGGGCCCUCCCCUGUGCUCCUCCUGACCCCAGGCCCGACCUCCGGGGGUCCUUGAGAGUGCCUCUGGCCCCCUGCUGGCCCCUCAUCUCCAUGUGGGCGGCGCGGCCGCACCCACAGCCCCCUGUGCCCCACGGGCCAGCUCGCCCCAGGCUCCCUGCACACUCUGGCAUUCGCUGAGAAGUACGACUCGAAGAGGUUUUUCUUGCCUUUCA